Sporisorium graminicola is the source of this 3204-nucleotide messenger RNA. RefSeq lists its product as uncharacterized. The transcript has a single exon. Gene Ontology annotation, molecular function: nucleic acid binding; ATP binding; asparagine-tRNA ligase activity. The record is from RefSeq and is a predicted model, not a curated record. Lineage: Eukaryota; Fungi; Basidiomycota; Ustilaginomycetes; Ustilaginales; Ustilaginaceae. The coding region runs from base 1 to 3204 and encodes 1067 amino acids. Gene Ontology annotation, biological process: asparaginyl-tRNA aminoacylation. Gene Ontology annotation, cellular component: mitochondrion.
AUGCUCGCAAGACGAACGCCGCGAUGGUCUGCCGCACGCGUACCUACUAGACCUGCUGCAUCUGCAGCCUGUCCAGCAGCUUCCGCUUCGUAUUCGGCCUUCAAUGUCUCGCCGCACGGCACACCGAGAAUACGCCAAUAUGCCGCUUCUGUGCGUCUGCUCACAUCGUCAUCAGCCCGAGCUCUUCCCCGCCAACUUCCGCGUCGCUCAGUACAACAAGACGAAGAAAUAGAUGAAGCUUCUGGAACAGCAAGUGCCAACAGCAACAUCAGCGACGAGCUAAGCGGUACCGACCCUGCCAUUCCUUGGUUCCUGCAGACAGAAACAGUGGACGCACCGCCUUCGUCAGACUCUCAGCCCGACUUCUCGACAUCGACACGAUCGGACACGACUGCCUCUGCACUUGCCUUCUCAUACAUCCCACUCACACCUAAAGUAGAAGAACCCAAUGCCAUCGCCAAACUCAAGUCUCACCUCCUCACCGGCCCCUCUGCCAACUUGAUAGCUAGGCCCAGCGAAGACGAGGACCAGCUCACACCUGUCACCUUGAUUCACCCAGCAUCACUGUCCAAAGAUCCCAGUUCGGAUGCCUAUGGCACAAACGACUGGAUCGUGGUUGUCCAAGUGAAGAGCAGCGCAGCCGGCAGUGUUCGCAGAGUGGCACUCGAUGUCGGCCGAUUCCUCAAGCAUCAGCCACCCCCUGCAAUGGAAGCUGAGUUCAAUUUGGACGAGUUUCUGGGUCCAGGUCCUUCUGCACCACGAUACACUAAGUCCCCCUCCACACCCAAACCAGCUACGCCUGCAGCUUCACCUCGACCCAAGGGAAUGUCCAGGAUUGAGCACGAGCUAGGCAAAAGCCUCCCCGACUGGGCCGUCCACCGAAUCGCACUCCAGAAGAAGUUCCCCGACGGCUGGAGGCCGCCCAAGAUCCUUUCUCGAGAAGCCCAGGAGGGAAUCCGCCUGCUCCACUCGUCGGACCCAGAACAGUUCGACGUCGUUGAGCUCAGCAACCGCUUCCGCGUCUCCACUGAAAGCAUUCGACGUAUCCUUCGCUCGGGCAAGUGGUUCGUUUCCGGUGAAGUGAGGAGCAGACAAGACCGAAGAGCCGCUGAACGAGCUACCGAGCGCGAGGCGUCCGAACUCGCCGAGAUCCGUCGUUUGCAGGAAGAACAGAGCGAGCUGGUACAAGACGGAGAAUCGCCUGUCAUCGAAGAAGUUGACUUCUUGGAGGAGGAGGAGGACGGCGACACGCCCGGUAUCCAACCAGUACGAUACGAAGGCUUGGUCAUGUCUGCCUCAGACGCUUCCGCGCUCGGUGUGACGAGCAAGAGCAAGACCGGUGGCAAAAAGGGCGACGGCAACUGGUGCCUCGUCGAUGCCGAUUGGUGCAUGGUGCACGUCAUGACCGAACAGGCUCGUUUCACGUAUGACAUUGAAGGCAUCUGGCGCGAACUCGAGGUGGGUGCAACCGCGAAAUCCAAGCCUUGGGAGGAAGCUUCCUCGUCGUCGUCCUUCGGUGGGCCAUUGGCCGCGGCCGAGUCUAGACCGUCUAGACCGAGGACCAAGAGGGACAUGUUUGGAGAGAACCUGGGCAACCGCACGCGCAAUACCGGUGAUGGCGCAGGCAGCGCAGGUGCAAAAUUCGGCAGUUCCAGUAGGAAAUUUUCCACCAGCACCAUCAGACGUGCUGCAGCGGCAUCGUCCUCUGCAACCACUGUAGUUCCGGAAAGCCUCGAACAGCUGCUUUCGCGCGUGCAGCGAACUUUUCAGUCCGGCUCCUCAGACCCUGUCCCUGUCGACGUCAAAGGUUGGCUCCGGUCCACCCGCAAGCAAAAAUCCAUCACAUUUCUCGAACUCUCCGACGGCUCUCUCAGCGGUUCUCGCUCCCUGCAAGCCGUCGUACGCAGCUCUAAAGACUCCCCAUCAUCCGAGAUCGACCGUCUAGCCGGUCUUACUGUCGGAACGGCACUCCACCUGACUGGGCACCUGAAGCCGGGACGCGGGACGAAGCGCGGACAAGAAGUCGAGUUGGAUGCUACGGCCGUGGAAGUGCUUUCGAACUGUGACCUGAGCUAUCCGUUAGCGGCGGUGCAGAUGCAACACAAUAGCACGGCGGUCGAGCAGGGUGGGUAUUCUGCAUCGCUUUCUGAGCGUCGGAACCCUCACCUUCUCGGUAGACUGCCUCGCUACGCCGCAGUAGCGCGGACACGACAACGACUGGAGCAGGGCAUGGGCGAAUACCUGACGAGCAACGAUUUUGUCAAAAUCGCAUGUCCUAUCCUCACCAGUAGCGACUGCGAGGGGGCGGGGGAAGUGUUCCAGGUCGUAGCGGACAGCGAUGUUCGCUCAGCACAGGCGUUGACGUCGUUCUGGUCGGGGUCGUCGGCGUACUUGACCGUGUCUUCGCAGCUGCACCUCGAAGCGGCUGGUUUGGGAUUGGGCAGGGUGUGGACGUGCAACCCUGCUUUCAGGGCCGAGGGAAGCGCUACCAAUCGUCAUUUGGCGGAGUUCUGGAUGUUGGAGGUCGAAAUGUACUUUACGGACUUGAAAGGGAUCCUGGAUGCGACGGAGGGCAUGAUUCGGGCUGGUAUCCGUUCAGCGUUGAAGGGUGCGGAGGAUAUGGAGCUGUUGGCGGAUGAAGAUCAUCUCAAGAUGCUGCGAGGAGUCAUCGAUCGCGAAGGAACGUGGCAACGGAUUACCUACCAGCAAGCGUUUGAGAUGCUGUCCAAAGCGCCAAGGGGAGCAUUCGACGUCGACCCACACCCCGACCACGGGCUAGCCAGCGAACACGAGCGCUGGCUGGCCUCGGAGCUAGGCCCCGUCUUCGUGACGCACUAUCCACUCGACCAAAAAGCGUUCUACAUGAAACGCGCCUGCUCCUCUCCCGCUACACCGACGCUGGUCGAAUGCUUCGACUUGCUCAUCCCUGCACUGGGCGAGCUCGUCGGUGGGUCGGUUAGGGAGCACCGCCCCGCGAGUCUGGCUCAGAAUCUGCGCGAUCUGGCCAAAAACAGUGGCGAGAAAGAUGCAGGUGGCAUGGACAAUUUGGGGUGGUACCUUGACGAUCUCAAACGUUUUGGCGGCAGUGUGGAGCAUGCUGGAUUUGGACUCGGGUUGGAACGGUUGCUGGCUUGGGUGAGUGAUACGGCCAGUGUGAAGGACGUUGUUCCUUUCCCUCGGGUCAAGGGUCCCAUUCGGUUUUGA